Messenger RNA from Polypterus senegalus (gray bichir), 4320 nucleotides. RefSeq names its product acyl-Coenzyme A binding domain containing 3 (gene acbd3). NCBI's taxonomy places the organism in Eukaryota, Metazoa, Chordata, Cladistia, Polypteriformes, Polypteridae. Gene Ontology annotation, molecular function: fatty-acyl-CoA binding. The transcript is spliced from 8 exons. Gene Ontology annotation, cellular component: Golgi membrane. The record is from RefSeq and is a predicted model, not a curated record. The coding region runs from base 93 to 1652 and encodes 519 amino acids.
CUUCUACACCCGUCAGUGAUCCCGGAAGUUCCGGCGAGCAAUGAAACGGAAGUUGGUACGUGGCUGCUGCUCCGGCAGAGACACUAAGCAUCAUGGCGAUGGAGUUGCACAGCUCUGAACCAAACAGUGGUAACUCCAGUCGACUAGAGGUUUCUAUAGACGGACUAACGCUUAGUCCUGAUCCAGAGGGCGAGGAAGAACACAACCAGCGACCGAGAGAGUCACAUGUUGAUCACGGAAAAGAAGUCCAGAACCAGCUAGAUGGAGAUGGGGAGGGCGAGACAUCUAAAACCAUGGAAAGGAAAUGGGGCUUUCCUUUGCCAGAGCUGUAUAGUCUGGCUCUUAAAUUCUUCAAAGAGAAAGAUGGAAAAGCUUUUCAUCCAACGUAUGAAGAUAAACUUAGACUAGUGGCUCUGCAUAAGCAGGUUUCUCUCGGUCCAUAUAAUCCUGAUGCCUGCCCAGAAGUUGGGUUUUUUGAUGUACUUGGAAACGACAGGAGAAAAGAAUGGGCUCUCUUGGGAAACCUGUCAAAAGAAGAGGCAAUGGUGGAGUUUGUAAGGCUGCUUAAUAAAUGUUGCAGUCUUUUUGCCCCUUAUGUUACAUCUCACAAAAUAGAGAAGGAAGAACAGGAACGAAAAAGACUUGAGGAAGAAAAACGUCGUCAGCUUGAGGAAGAAGAGCGUGAACGUGCCAGACAGGAAGCAGAGCGGCAGCGUCGAGAAGAGGAAGAAAAGAGGAGACUGGAAGAAGAGGAAAGAAGACAGAUAGAGGAAGAAAGACUUCGAAUGGAGCAGCAAAAGCAGCAGAUUAUGGCGGCUUUAAAUGCGCAAACAGCAGUUCAGUUUCAACAGUAUGCAGCCCAGCAGUACCCAGGAAACUUUGAACAGCAGCAGAUCCUGAUUCGGCAGCUUCAAGAGCAACACUACCAGCAGUAUAUGCAGCAGCUCUAUCAAGUUCAGCUGGCACAACAGCAGGCAGCCUUACAGAAGCAGCAAGAGGCAGCUAUUUUAAGUUCUGGAGCAGUAAAGGUUCACGCCACUUCUCCAGGAGAGAGCCCUACUGUAAAUGGACAGAGCAACUCUCACAUGGAAAACAUGGAAAAAGUGCCUGAAUCAGAUUUAACAGAAGAUGUAAUAGAGAAUGGACCGAAAGAUGCCUCCCCUGUGAUUGCAGCUCCUUCAAUGUGGACAAGGCCCCAGAUUAAAGACUUCAAGGAGAAAAUCAGACAGGAUGCAGACUCUGUAAUCACAGUUGGACGAGGAGAAGUUGUAACAGUCAGAGUCCCAACACACGAGGAGGGAUCUUACCUAUUUUGGGAAUUUGCGACUGAUCAUUAUGACAUUGGUUUUGGAGUAUACUUUGAAUGGACUGAUUCUCCAAACACAUCUGUCAGUGUUCAUGUCAGCGAGUCCAGUGAGGAUGAGGAAGAUGACGAAGGAGAAAAUCCAAGCGAAGAAGAAAAAGCCAAAAAGAAUGUAAACAAGCCUCAGGUCGAUGAGAUUGUACCAGUAUACAGACGAGACUGCCAUGAAGAAGUUUAUGCAGGCAGCCACCAGUACCCAGGACGAGGAGUGUAUCUGCUUAAAUUUGACAAUUCGUAUUCCUUAUGGAGAUCAAAAACAGUUUACUACAGAGUUUAUUAUACUAGAUAAGAAAGCAUUAAAGACAAUGGGGGUGUGCAGGAUGGAGCAUGGAUUUGUUUAAAAAAGGUAGUCGAUUCAGUCCAUAUAGAUCCCUGUUAUCCAUGCCCGAUGCAUGUGGACAUUAUUGGCCAUUGUUGGUUCUGUGAAACAAUAAUAAAAAAGCUAUUUCCAAAAGAAAUAUCAGCGUUAUCAACCUGUUUUGAAGUUUCACUGGAGAAAAAAUUUUUUUUUCUGAUUUGUUCAGAUACAAAACAUCCUGUAGUUUACAGAAGUGACUAGCAGAUUACCAUUGGUUUUCAGAAAGAUCUUUGCUUCUUAUACUCACGGCAUUGUGAUAAUUACUUUUUGUGUUGAUUUACAUUAUUUCAGUACAUGACUAAUUGUUACUUUUCUAAUUGCACAUUACCUGCAUAUAAAAUGUACAGGAGGGGAGAAAUAUAUCUGACAUUCUGAGAUCUUACAUUUAUCGUACAUAGUUUUGGGCUGCGUUAACUAAAGGAAUAAAAACACAGUGUUUGCACCAUAACGGAAACAACUAAUUUAUAUAAAUAUACAUAUAUAUUCUCUGUCUUUUUGAUGACUCUAUAUACAUCUACAUCUCAUUCAUACAAGUCUCUGUUUUAGAGUAAAUAUGGUUUAGAUUAAUUUUUGAUAAAAUAUCCUUAUGUGAAAAUUCUGCAAGCCCCAGAUUUUUCAUAACGUGCAUUUUUGUGUUACAAUAUAAAAUACUUGCUGGAGUAGCAUGUAAUGCAUGAAGAAAUGUCAUGAGGCAACAUGGCUUCCCAUAAAUCAGUCGAGUCAGUGGGUGAUUGCGGUUCCACUCUGCUGUCUCAAAUGAGGUCAAUAGAGUAAUUAAAUAAAUUAUUCAAAGUUUCAAAUAUAUUUAACAAAAACAAAACAAAAGCUUGUAAUAAAAUUUAUUAAGGAGUAAACAGUAUCAGUCCAUGUUUCGGUUGUCUUGUCUACUUGUUUAAAUAUUAUUAAAAUCAUUUGAAUAAGCUCUUCAUUCUGAUUAAGAUGCCAAGCCUGUCAAACUGUUCUCAUUUCUGAUGUAUAAACAGUUAUUUCAAAUAUUGAAUCUUGAACUGGGCCUCCAUCUUAAAACGUUGCAUGGUCGUGGGUGUCACCCUCCAGUACCCAAGGUAAAUGCACCCAGUCGGCCGUCUCGGACUGGAGGACCUUGUUAAUCUUCCUGCUGUUUUAAAUGUUUAUUUUGUUUACCUGAAAAAUAGCGUUGGUCCAAUUUGUGUUGGUAGUUCAGAAUAGAAAUGAAACAAAAAUGUGUUUUUACAAAUUUGUUCCCAAAAAUAUUUUCGAUUUGUAGACUGAUGUAGAAUGUAACGACAAAGCGAUCCUAACACUGCCACUACUGGUACUUUCUUAGUCCACGCUGGUUAUUUUGACGCUCACUUCUUUUUGUUUUUCUCCCCCAUCAAAAUCAGUCUUCCACCUUAGCUUUGAGGUAUGUAUGGGUUUAGCUGCUAAAAGCUAAAAAACGUGGUCAUGUUUAAUAAAUUCCUGCUUACAGUACCCUGCAUAAUGUAAAAUUUCAAAUGUAAUAUUUUCUAAGUAAGCAACUAAGUGUGAUGAUCUGUGUGUUUUGCGAUGUAUUAAUAGGAGAUUAAUUAUAGAACAACAGAUUAAGGGAGUGGGGCUCACUUUUGCUGUCCUUUGCAGAUCUCACUGCCAAAAAACAAAAUACUCAUCUUUGUGUGCACAAAUAUGUGUGUGUUUGCCCUGGAAAUGAAAUGUUAAUUAUGCUUUUAAACAUUUAAUAGCAUUUUCUACAACAUAACAGUUUCUAGUUGAAUAGGAUUUGCAGUUUAAUCCCAUAUGAAAUUUAAAAAAUGCACCUAAACAAGAUCUCAAAGCACCGUCUCUGCAGCUCUCGUCACUUUCAUUUUAGCCUGUGAUUUUUUGCUCAUAUGCUUUUUUGCGGUUUGACUCUUCUUUGUUUAGCAUAACAGCCGCCAUUCUUGAAGUUAACCUGUCAUGUUCAUACUGUAGUGCUUUUAUGUUCUUUGAUAUCUGGAUUGUAUAUUUCCCUUUUGCUGUGAAUUUUUUGCUUUACAAUACAGUUUUAUUUUUUAAUGUUCUUGGAAAAAAAAAAAAGCCUGAAUCAUUUAACAUUAUCACUGUUCUGCUUCAGAUGCCAGGAAGUUCAUUGUUUUAAGUUGAUUGUUUUUCUUUAUUGUCUGAUAUCUACUAGAGGGAUACUAAUUUUGAUUAAAAAUGCUCCAAGACUGAACACAUUCAAACUACUUAAAGGGGAUGAAGAAGCUUGACAUUUCUUUGUAGCUCUUUGUUCUUCUAACCGUUAAACACUAGGCCUUGCAUAAAGAUUACAUCUUCAUCACUAGCCAUGUUUAGUUAAAUGUCGUUUCAUAUGUGUAUAUGAUGCAGCUCUAGUAAAUAACUUUAUAGCUGAAAUUGAUUAUGGAAAAAUACUUAAGUACACCCAAAAACACCAGUAGACACCCUAUCCUUCAGGUGCUUUUGUAUCGUUUUGCUUUAAACUGCAAAAGAAGGUAAGCUGGGUGGUCAUUUUUAUUUAAUUCAAGUGAUAAUGUUAAAUGUUAUUCCUUUGGGGAAGGGGUGUGGAAUUGGUGAUGUAUGAUAAAAUGUAUUUGGAGAUCUUUAUGUAAGCUGUAAAUUAAAAUUCUGACAUACGCAGUUA